AUGAGCGGGAGAUCUCGCAGCGGAGCUCGCAGCAUAUAUCAAGCUUCCCUAAUCGCGAGUACAUACAGCCGGCCUAUACGCAGGAGCGCGCACAGUACAUACCAGGCCAGUUCCUCCAGCGUAUUACCGCCGCUGCCCGAAACCAGCGCAUUCAGCGGCCAGCCCCAGACUCCGUCAACUUCAUCCCGAGCUACUUCAUCCCGAGCAUCUGAUGAGCAUCUACGGGCUCGUCUUUACUUCUGGCUAUGGCGGAAGGAUGCUCCGAAGAGGGCGGAUAGGGAACCACAGAGCUUUGGGGGCGUCAUAUCCCAUCCGCUCAAUCGCUGCUUUAGCCAGUCGUUCGAGCACUUUAUAAAGAAGGAGCUCCUGCCAGCGCUUGAUACAGACCUCGAGCAGUAUUCACCAGAGCCAGGCGAUGUAUACAAGCUAGCGCUCGAGUUCACGAAGAAGCCAGUACAGCCAGUAUUCCUAUCUCCAAAGCACACUAAGGAGAUACAUACUACUGAGCUCUACGAGUUGUUUCACAAGAGGGGCGGCGCCGAGCGCGAUAUCAAUAUUGUCAUCGUUCGGAAGGAAGUGGAACAAGAGCCAGAUCUUCGACCAGACCAGGUCAAGCAGGAGCCGGGUGCCCGCGAUGCCCGCCAUCCACGCAGUAAGAGCGUUAGGUCGUCUUGCUUCAGUUGGCCAGACGAGAUCGUCGACUAUUCAGACCUCGCUACUCGUCCAGCCCGCCUCAAAACCCCAGUCGACGACGUCGAUGUUUCUGACCUCGAUGAUCCAGCUAUCUUCUUUAAGAAGAAAGACCCAGCGCCGCCGGCGAGAGAACCUACCCCAGACAUACCACCAGCACCAGCACCAGCACCAGCACCAGCACCAGCACCAGCACCAGCACCAGCACCAGCACCAGCACCAGCACCAGCCAGGUCAUCAGCCAGGGCACCGCCGUCGCGCCCCCCCUAA
Messenger RNA from Penicillium lagena, 960 nucleotides. RefSeq lists its product as uncharacterized. The record is from RefSeq and is a predicted model, not a curated record. Bases 1 to 960 code for a protein of 319 amino acids. Lineage: Eukaryota; Fungi; Ascomycota; Eurotiomycetes; Eurotiales; Aspergillaceae. The transcript has a single exon.